UUGUCGCCGUUGGAUGUGGAAAGCUAGCAUCGACUGCCUUCACCUAAAACGGUUAUAAAGACAGGGACAUUGCUGAUUUCUGGAUUAUUAAUAAAUCAAAUGGUUUUCUAUCCCAACCCAAUGCGGAGAAAUGGGUAAACUUCAUUCGAAACAUGCUGCUGUUUGUAAACCGAGGGAGAGCCCAGAAGGUGAUAGCUUCGUAGUUAAUGCCUGUUUGGCCAGGAAAGGAAUUGACGAUUGGAUCGUUAAACAGAGAUACUAUUGUACCGGGUCGCGACUGGAGCAACAAGACUGUCAGCACAAAACUACCUGCAGACUGUCGACACGGGACCCCUCAGAUGAAGCGUGUGGAGAAGGGAUCAGUGAUGAACAUUACCGCUUAGAAGUGGCUCUCCCCCCGGAGAAGACGGACAGCUGCUGGGCGGAAGACAAGAUCCAAGAGAAGGAGAGCCAGGCACCCGAGGUGGCCAAGAAACAGCUCAAGUUUGAAGAACUGGAGUGUGCUGUCUCUCUGGAGGAGGACAACAGGCAGGAGUGGACAUUCACCCUGUAUGACUUUGACAACAAUGGCAAGGUUACCAGAGAGGACAUUACCAGCUUGCUGCACACUAUUUACGAGGUGGUAGAUGCAUCUGUAAACCACUCCCCCAGCACCAGUAAAACCCUGCGGGUCAAGCUGUCCGUGGCCCCGGACUCCAGUCAGAAGUGGAAGAGCUCGCUGCAAAGCGCUGCAGACACUCCCCACUCUCGACAGAAGGCAGACAAGUGUAUUGAAGACCCCAAAAACUUCGAUAAAAAGAUCCGGGCCCCGCUCAGACGUCAUCACAGUGAUCACCACACCCAGCAGGGCUGCCAGCGCCACUGUGUGGACGAGAACCUGGAGCGCAGGAACCAUUACCUGGACCUGGCAGGCAUCGAGAACUACACAUCCCGCUUUGGUUCAGGGCCUAGCACAGAGCCAGCAGCUGUGGGUCAGACCAGAUCUCGCUCUCAUGAGCCGGAGAAUGGCCACUCUUACUCACACCAUCGCCGCUCGCAGGCUGCUGAGAAUGUAGUCCACAGUCUCCCGGCCACGGAGACUCUCUGCCCCCGGCCACGAGGCCAGGAAUUAGGCAGACAUGCCCUGCGCUCACCCAAGACCCACGGCCGGACGCCCACUGCGCAGACGUCUGGGAGAGCCACAAGGAGCCGGGGAGCCCCUCCCCCACCAGCACUGCUAAGCUCCAACCCCCCAUACCAGUCCUCCGUGCCCUACAAGAGGCACAAACAGAGGGUCAAGGAGAGCCAGCAGGCAUACCGGGCUCUGGGCUCACUGGGGGCCCCAGGGGCAAUGGUUGAGAAGGAGCAGGUGCGUGACCUUCCCAGCAUGCUGCUGUAUGAAGGUGGCCUGGGCCAGGUGGUGCAGAGGCACGAGCACCACCACCAUCAUGAGCACCAUCACCAUUACCACCACUUCUACCAGUCGUGACUCACCUUACCAUGCAGUAUAAGCACCAUACCCACUACAUGUGCAUAUUCAGAACUCUGUACAAAAGCAACUGCAGACUGCUGGAGGGAGGACCUC
Messenger RNA from Megalops cyprinoides (Indo-Pacific tarpon), 1564 nucleotides. Its product is annotated as protein naked cuticle homolog 1-like. Gene Ontology annotation, biological process: negative regulation of Wnt signaling pathway. Bases 131 to 1468 code for a protein of 445 amino acids. The transcript is spliced from 10 exons. Gene Ontology annotation, molecular function: calcium ion binding. Lineage: Eukaryota; Metazoa; Chordata; Actinopteri; Elopiformes; Megalopidae. Gene Ontology annotation, cellular component: cytoplasm. The record is from RefSeq and is a predicted model, not a curated record.